Cucumis melo (muskmelon) is the source of this 863-nucleotide messenger RNA. RefSeq lists its product as uncharacterized. The record is from RefSeq and is a predicted model, not a curated record. Gene Ontology annotation, cellular component: mitochondrion. Bases 140 to 409 code for a protein of 89 amino acids. NCBI's taxonomy places the organism in Eukaryota, Viridiplantae, Streptophyta, Magnoliopsida, Cucurbitales, Cucurbitaceae. The transcript has 3 exons.
GGGUUUUGGGUUUUAAGUUUUCAACGGAAGUAAAUAAAUAAAUAAAAUAAAAGUGAACUGGGGAAUCGGAAUUGAGACUCCGGAGUUGGCUUCGAACGUCCUACUUCCGACGAAAUCAAGGGGAUUUGACUGCUAAUUCAUGGGUUACAUUCAGGAAGCUCGAGAAAAUCAUGUGAAGAAGAAAGUAGAGGAAGCUUUACGCAGCAAAAUGAAGCAGAAAGCGUUGAAGGAGUGCGAUCAUUACGCUUCGAAAUAUGCUGAAUGCGCUUAUGGCAGAACGUUAUCUGUCAUUUUCAAGUGUCGUAAUCAAGCUAAAGAAUUGAACAAUUGUCUUCACUUAUACACUAACGACUCCGUGUUGGACGAGAUGAAGCGGGAAUAUGCACUUCAACAUGAUGGGAAGCCUUGAGAAAGAGUAUAACAUUACCCAAUGAGAACUGAAGAUUAAUGUUAUGUAUCAGUCUCAGGCGCACUAUCAGAUGAUUGUCACUGAAGUAUUGAUAUUAGUAAGACUUGGACGAAAGUUGAGGCUUUUUUCAUUUUGUGAUCUGAACAAGCAAAGAAAUUCUGGUUUUUUGGCAUAAGAAUGAUCUUUGAUCUCUUCAUGUAUAAAAUCCAAUGCUAUUCUUCUACGUUAAAUCAUAAUCUUUACCAUUUUUGCAGGCAUAUCUUUACAAGGAACGAGUUGUCUUCAAUAUAAUUUUUGCCGAAUGCUAAAGUUUCCUUCCAUUUGCCAUUUAGGAUCCUAGUUGUUAGACUAGAGAAAGCCAUAAUCUGAUUUACGGACUUCGGCGUCCUUGACUUGCUUGGAGUGUAAAAGAAGAAUGGCGAAUAAUAUGAAGUUUAAAUUCUGUUAUUGACAA